This is a messenger RNA of Kwoniella mangroviensis CBS 8507, 831 nucleotides long. RefSeq lists its product as uncharacterized. The record is from RefSeq and is a predicted model, not a curated record. The coding region runs from base 1 to 831 and encodes 276 amino acids. The transcript has 2 exons. Lineage: Eukaryota; Fungi; Basidiomycota; Tremellomycetes; Tremellales; Cryptococcaceae.
AUGUUCCCCCAAUUCAUCUCCUACCUCCUCAUUCCCCUCCUUGUCCUCCUCACCUUCCCAAUAAUAUCCUUCCUCUAUCUGACAUUCAUCCCACCUCUUCUCGUCAUACUUGUAUUCCUCCUGAUCUCAUACGCUAUCUUCUAUCCUGUAUAUGACCUCUACAAGCAUCCUCGUCUCAUCCCAGAUUGGCUCUUCAACAUCAAACGAUAUAUCCUCAACAGACCUCGAUUAAUACUGUUCAGAAUCGAAUUCAGUCUUCAUCUACGUACCAGAGAUGUCUAUCCGGGGAUGUACGAUCCAGGACCACCCUUUCCCUCACUUUGGCCUGAGGAAGAUACCGAUCGAUAUGGUCGAUUAAAGAGGAUUGUAAGAUUAGUGGGAGUGGCGAUUAAGCAGUGGAUUUACGAUCGGCUGGAUAUUCCUUAUGGGUAUUGCAAGGAGGAGAUCAUCGAGAGGAGGAAGAAGGAGAAAGCGGAGAGGGGAAGUAGAGGAUGGUUUAGUUGGAAGAAGGAUGAGCGUGGGUCGAUCGAUUGGAAUAAUAAGGGUUUGUAUGGGUAUGGACAUAUCUACGAAAUGAACGGCCCUCAAGCAAAUUAUGGAUAUCCACCAAUGUCAACCUCACCACCACCGCCACCUUAUACACUACAACUCAGAUGUACCUGCUCGACCACUUGCGAAUUGCAUCCUGUACGAUAUAUUCUCGAACAAGAGUCGAUUUUACCUAAAGGGACAAUCGUUAUUCCGUCUCUUAUGGUUCAAUCGUAUAAUGGAUGGAAUCAAGAUAAACAAUCCAGAUCAAUAUAUUGGAAUGGGGGAUAUGAAAGGUUUUGA